CUUUGUUCCAAUAAAUGUCAUCGUGAAAUAUAUGCAAAAAUAAUUAAACGAGUGUAAAUUUAUAACAAACUCAAAUAAAAGUUGGAGGUCAGCACAUAACAAGGGUGCAGGAGAGAAGGGUUGAAGAUAAAGUACUUUAAAUCGGCAGCAACAAAAUUUCAGUUUUUCCCGAUAACGGUCAGUAGUCAAUUACCGUUCAACAAAGAACAACAUAAUGAGGCUCCAAACGGGAUUACUGGUUAUAUUUUUAUGCGUUAACUUUUCGCAAGCUUUUUGGCCUUGGCCUUUUACCAAAACUCACAAACAUAAGCAUGACCCUCCGCCACCGCCACCACCUGAGCCAAAAAUUUCACCUGUAAUAUUUGUUCCUGGCGAUGGCGGCUGUCAAAUUGAUGCUCGCCUCAAUAAAAACGAUACUCCGCAUUAUAUAUGCGAGAAGACGCAUGAUUGGUAUACUCUCUGGUUAGAUAUCGAGGAAUUAGUGAUACCCAUGGUAUAUUGUUGGAUUGAUAAUGUUAAAUUGUAUUAUGAUAAAGCUACGCGCACAACACAUAAUACGCCUGGUGUUGAGACUCGUGUUCCCGGCUGGGGUAAUCCAGAAGUGGUGGAAAAUAUUGCUCCUUCCAAAAGUAGUGCUGGAGUUUAUUUCAGUGCUAUUGCCAAUCUUUUGAUCGAAUUGGGCUAUGAGCGUAAAAAGAAUAUCCUUGGAGCACCCUAUGAUUUUCGGAAGGCUCCAAAUGAGAACAAGCAAUUUUUUAUCGACCUAAAAGAACUUGUUGAAGAUGCCUAUGAGAGGAAUAACCAAAGUGCAGUCACCUUCAUUACACACAGUAUGGGUAGCCCAAUGACAUUGAUCUUUCUACAAGAACAGAGUGCUGACUGGAAAUCCAAAUAUAUUCGAAGACAAAUUAGUUUAGCCGGUGCCUGGGCAGGUAGCAUGAAGGCGGUUAAAGUAUUUGCCAUGGGUGACGAUUUGGAUUCAAUUGCAUUAAUUGCCAGUAUAUUGAAGCAAGAGCAAAUAACCCAUCCAUCAUCUGCCUGGUUGCUGCCAUCACCAUUAUUCUGGAAGCCAUCGGAAGUGUUGGCAUCGACACCUUCACGCAAUUAUACUAUGUCCCAGAUGAAGGAAUUCUUUCAGGAUCUCGAUUAUAUGACUGGCUGGGAAAUGCGUAAGGAUACUUUGCGUUAUUCGGAGAAUUUCAGUCCGCCAGAAGUGGAACUACAUUGCCUCUAUGGUGAUGGAAUUCCUACUGUCGAGAGUUUACAGUACAAGAAGGAUGAUAUAGCUAAUACCACGCCCAAUUUGGUAAUGGGUAUAGGCGACGGAACCGUUAAUCAAAGAUCAUUGCGAGCUUGCCAACACUGGUCGGGUUAUUCAAGCUCAGAAAUUAAUACCUUGGCCCUGCAGGGUGUCGAUCAUAUGAAAAUUUUGACGAAUUCAGAUGCUUUGCGUUAUAUACGGACAGUUAUGAAACAACCCUAAAUAAAGCAGUGCCAAAAAUCUUUAAGUGAUCGAAUGUAAAGGUUUUAGCGCCAAUUUUAAGUGUUUAAGUAGCUCAAAAAUAAAUGUUCCAAAUGUUA
This is a messenger RNA of Drosophila willistoni, 1581 nucleotides long. Its product is annotated as phospholipase A2 group XV. The transcript is spliced from 5 exons. NCBI's taxonomy places the organism in Eukaryota, Metazoa, Arthropoda, Insecta, Diptera, Drosophilidae. Gene Ontology annotation, biological process: lipid metabolic process. The record is from RefSeq and is a predicted model, not a curated record. The coding region runs from base 215 to 1483 and encodes 422 amino acids.